Notolabrus celidotus (New Zealand spotty) is the source of this 5725-nucleotide messenger RNA. RefSeq names its product EH domain binding protein 1 (gene ehbp1). The record is from RefSeq and is a predicted model, not a curated record. NCBI's taxonomy places the organism in Eukaryota, Metazoa, Chordata, Actinopteri, Labriformes, Labridae. Gene Ontology annotation, molecular function: protein binding. Bases 793 to 4653 code for a protein of 1286 amino acids. The transcript has 25 exons.
CGGUGUUAUGUUCACAUCACACGUUGGAUAACUUGACAGACUCCAUAAGAACAGAGCGGUCAAACUAUCAGUAACAAUUGGUCAACUCUGGAGUACAAAAUUCUCACCUCGGGAUGGAAUAAUCUUCAUGUUCUCCUUUUCGAGCAGACUUAACUUAAAGGUCCUGACUCGGUCCUUGAGCUUACCUGUGGAGUAAAUGUGUUGGUGCGGUGUUGUGAUGGCUAGACGCUAGUGGGUUAGCUAGCUAGCUGUAUGGCUGUGUUUGAUAGUGCUGCAGUGCAAGGAGGGCGACUAUUAGCCUGCUAGAGGGCUACGUUCACUCGGCUUCUGGUUAAAUGUGAACACUUUUCCCUUUAUUGACGCUGCUGAUCAGUCCACAUCACGGAUAAUGAGUUGGAUCCCCCUGUAAGGAAUGUCACCAGGUGGAGAAGGGAUUUUUACACCCAGUGGAUUAAUCAUUCUGCUUUUCGUGAUCAUGGAAUAAUUUUCUCCACAACAUCAUGCGCGCCGUCACAUCAGACCUCGUCCACUACUCCUGCUGCAGAGAUUCCGUGUCCUCACAUUUGGAUUUAUCGUGAAGAUUUUUAAAGACCAGCAGCCCCCCCGAGUGGGUGUGCAAUCUUGUCAUUUUUUUUUAAUGUGCUCCCGGUGAAACAUUAACUAUGAAUUUCCUCGUGUUGGAUAUGCUCAUAUAUCUGUAAACGUUUAGUGUGAAUCUGUGCGAAGGAGCCCCCAAAAGAAGGAAGUCCAGGGCGGGAUAGGUGCAGAGAAACUCCCCGCUCCCAAAGAAACAUGGCUUCGGUUUGGAAAAGACUGCAACGUGUGGGCAAGCAUGCUUCCAAAUUCCAGUUUGUGGCUUCCUAUCAGGAGCUGAUGGUGGAAUGCACUAAGAAAUGGCAACCUGACAAACUGGUGGUGGUUUGGACACGCAGGAGCCGGCGGAAAUCCUCCAAGGCCCAUAGCUGGCAACCUGGCAUCAAAAAUCCCUACAGAGGAGUGGUGGUGUGGCCUGUACCAGAGAACAUUGAGAUCACUGUCACUCUGUUUAAGGACCCCCAUGCAGAAGAGUUUGAAGACAAAGAGUGGACGUUUGUCAUCGAAAAUGAGUCUCCAUCAGGGCGAAGGAAGGCCUUGGCCACCAGCAGUAUAAAUAUGAAACAGUACGCCAGUCCGAUGCCCACACAGACGGAUGUCAAACUCAAGUUUAAGCCCUUGUCCAAAAAGGUGGUGUCAGCCACGCUGCAGUUCUCCCUCUCCUGCAUCUUCCUCCGUGAGGGAAAGGCCACUGAUGAGGACAUGCAGAGCCUGGCCAGCCUGAUGAGCAUGAAGCAGGCUGACAUCGGCAACCUGGACGACUUUGAGGAGGAGAACGAGGAGGAUGAGGAGAACAGGGUUAACCAGGAAGAGAAGGCUGCCAAGAUCACAGGUGAAAACUGGACAGAGCUGAUCAACAAGCUGAACUUCCUGGAAGACGAGGAUCAGGAAACAUCUCUUGCCAUGUGCAACAACCCCUUCGAUGAUCCGGAUGAUGAUCUUCAUCCAAACCACCUCAACCCGUUCGGUGAUCCUGAUGAGGAUGAGCCUCCUGUCCAGCCGGUCCCAAGGCAGAGAGUAGAUGAUGACCCCUUCUAUGACCACGAUGCCUCAAAUCCGUUCCACGAUCCGGAUGAACCAGAGACAGAAACAACCCCAGGGAACCCUUUCGAUGAUUCCGAGCAAGACAUGGACCUACAGCCAGACCCUGAACCCCCCAAACCCCGGCAGAGGAAGGGAGUACGGCCUGUUGACAUGAGCAAGUACUUGUACGCAGACACUGCACCCAACGAGGACGAUGAACUUGACGAGUCCAAUCCAUUCUACGAGCCAAGGACAUCGAGCCCCACGCAACCCCCUGCUGGCAGCCCCUCCCUGGAUGUGGCCAGCAUCCAAAAGAGGAGGGCUCCUCCGCCCCCCAGUUCUAGCCCUGGCCCUGGCCCUGGCCCUGGCCCUGGCCCUGGCCCUAGUCUGCCAGCUCCCAAGCCCAGCUUGGGCCCCGCCAGGGAGAGAACCCAGCCAGUCGGGCCCAGUCCAGUCGCAGUAGUGAUGGGGAGAGAGCUGGCCUCCUCUUCCCCAAAGCCCAGCCCUGUUCCGAGUCCAGUUCUUGGAGGGAAGCCCAACGCCAGCCAGUCCCUGCUGGUCUGGUGCCGUGAGGUCACCAAAAACUACCGUGGGGUGAAGAUCACCAACUUCACCACCUCCUGGAGGAACGGGCUAGCCUUCUGCGCCCUGCUGCACCACUUCAGACCGGAAGUAAUAGACUACAAGUCGCUCAAUCCUCAGGAUAUUAAAGAAAACAACAAAAAGGCAUACGAUGGUUUUGCAAGUCUGGGUAUCUCCCGUCUCCUGGAACCAUCAGACAUGGUGCUGUUAGCCAUUCCUGACAAGCUAACAGUGAUGACCUACCUGUACCAGAUUCGCGCCCACUUCUCUGGAGAGGAGCUCAACGUGGUGCAGAUAGAGGCCAACAGCAGUCGCAGUACCUACAAGGUGGGCGAUUUUGAAACCGAUACAAACUCUUCCAUAGACCAGGACAAGUUCUACGCCGAACUCAAUGACGUGCAGACCCGCCAGGAUAGCGCUCAGCCUGUCGCCUCUGCCAGUGCUGAGUCUAACGGCACUAAAGCUGCUGAGGAGGAGGCGAUGGAGUCGGGUUGGAAAGCAGAAAUAGGAGCAGCAAGUUUGCCAGCAACAGGGCCUUUACAGUCCACCCCUCCUGUCCCAUCACCACGCACAGUAUUAGCAGCCACAGCAACAGAUUUGACCCACAAGACACAGUCCAGCUCUGAAGACAGGGGGAAUCUGCUCAAAGCCAACACUUUGGACCUCAGCGAGUUGACACAGAGAGUGGAGAGAGAGAUGGAGAAGGAGAGACAGCAAAAAGAGGAGAUGGGAGAGGAGAGAAGGGAGGAAAGUACAGAACCAGGGUCCCCCACCAGGAGAGGGGCCUCCCCUUCCUCUCCACCCCACCAGAAACUGGGAUUCUCUUACAACAGGGAUGCAGACCUCAUCAAGAAGAAGAGGGCCAGCCUGCGUCAUUCAGAGUCUGAGCCCGCCUCUGACACCAGCUCCCCUUCAGUUAACCACACAGAGAUGCCUCCCAAACAGGAGCCAACACCUCCCCCUGUCAGUCCUCCUGCUGAGAAGAAGGUGCUGUCUCGUCAGGAGGAGCUGAAAGAGAGAGCCCGGCUCCUCCUGGAGCAGGCCCGCAGAGAUGCUGCAAUGAAGGCUGGCAACAAGAACAUCCCCAACUCAGCCGUCACUGCACCAAACCGGGCCGCAAGUGUCAGCGAUGAGCGGGAUGCAGAGCGGAGGAGACAACUGAGAGAGCGUGCCCGGCAACUGAUAGCUGAGGCUCGAUCGGGAGUCAAGAUGUCUGACAUGAGCAUGCUGGAUGCUUCCAGCAUUGACAGAAGCAAGGGCAGCAAGGCUGGUCCUCCUGGAGAUAUUUUAGAUGGAGUGAGAGGUCAUCAUGAGGAUGAUGCAGUUGAUGGUGUAAGGGGUGAGAGUGAGGGAGAGGAGAGAGCUGAAGAAGAACAGCUCCAUUUUGCUGGAGCUGAUGACUAUGAUGAUGAUGAUGAUGAUGAUACUGUUGCUGCCACAUCUGCAUCUGUGCUGGUUACUAACCCACUGCCACUGGAGGCCCUUCUUCUUGCCACCUCCAGCAGCCAGGGGCCCCUGGAACUUACUAACCCCAGCUCUGAGCUAACUUCUCUGGGUACAAACAGUAAACACGUGGAUUUGAAGCUGAAGAAACUGGCGGAGGUCAGCCCAAGAAGAGCCACCUCCCCUUCAUCACCGUCCUCCACCUCCUCUUCAUCCUCACCCACUUCCUCCUCCACCUCCCCACUCAGCCCUGCAGAAGGACAGGAGAAUAGCGCUGAGGAGUUGCGAGCAGAGCGCCUGCGCAGAGCGACAGAGAGGUUGCGCAGCCCAGUAGUCUUCAACAAGGAUUCAGCCGUCAGGAAAACACAGCUGAAGUCCUUCAGCCAGUAUGUGGAGACCCGGCCAGAGGUAAAGAGACAGAAGUCUGUCCCUGAGGACCUGAGAAGGGCCGAGGAAGAUGGAGGUUCACCUACAGAGCUGGAUAUAAGACGACCGUUUGAAGAGGAGAAGGCGUUCAAAGACACCAGUCAGUAUGUGGUUGGGGAGCUGUCUGCACUGGAGAGCGAGCAGAGGCACAUAGACGCCCGAGCAGCUCGCGUGGAGAAGAGGCUGCGCUAUCUCAUGGACACAGGCAACAACAAAGAGGAAGAGGAAGCCAUGAUGCAAGAGUGGUUCAUGUUGGUGAACAAGAAGAAUGCACUCAUCAGGAGACAGAACCAGCUCUCUCUGCUGGAGAAAGAGCACGAUCUGGAGAGACGCUUCGAACUGCUGAACAGGGAGCUAAGAGCCAUGCUGGCCAUCGAGGACUGGCAGAAGACGGAGGCCCAGAAGAGACGCGAGCAGCUGCUGCUGGAUGAACUGGUCAUCUUGGUCAACAAGCGAGACGCACUGGUCAGGGACCUGGAUGCCCAGGAAAAACAGGCCGAGGAGGAGGACGAGCACCUGGAGAGGACGCUGGAGCAGAACAAAGGAAAGAUGGCCAAGAAAGAGGAGAAAUGUGUGCUUCAAUGAUUGUCAUUUCAGAGAAAACACAACCAACAAAUGUAGCCGAUAAAAGAAAUGUAUCAUUAUUAUAAUAUGAUGAAUAUGCUGAUGGUUCUUUGACAGUGGGUUUCCUAAACAUUUCUAUCAGUUAUAAGAAUUCUGAUGUGGUUGUUUUUUUUUUUGUUAAAUCGAAGCGCAGAGACUCGGCCCUGCGUCACCUUUGCACCAACUUUUUAUGGACUCAAAGUGUCCCUCUUAUAUAAAGUAUUUUUUAUUUUAACCCUUCUUUUAUUUUAUCAUGAACGGUACUUUUAUGUAAUAUAAAAAUGUAUAAAAGGAGAGCAGUGCAGUAAGGAUCAGACGGUGUGAUAUGUGCAUGUGACGCUGCAGCAGCCUCUCUCUGUCUGAAUGUGGAGACCAGUAGGUUUGAGGUACAGCACAACUGGGUUUACUGGGGGGAUUUUUUUUUUCUUUUCUUGUUUUCAUCGUCAUUUUGAGGAGAUGAUGAAGGGGUUGAUGUUUUCAAAGGUAAAAAAGAGUUGUUAUAAUAUCAGUCUUUUCAAGCUACUUCAUUACUUGACUGUGUAUCUUUUAAUUAUUUCACUUUAAAGUUUUUUCUUGUAAAAUAUCUUAAAGGGGGAACACAUUACUGUUCAGAAAUCUUAACUUUCCUAUUGCUUUUUUAUUGUCUUGGCUUGAAAGCAGUUUACCAAAUGAAAGUUAAUGUUUAAGAGAAAAAAAAAUGUGUUGUAUAUUUUCAUCACUGCUCUGACCUGCCGCUUCCAAAAUCCUUUUUUUUUUUUUGUCAGGAUACAUGCAGUCAAAAACAAAAAUAUAUAUAUUAUUUAUUGUCCUUUUUAAGCUGCUUGUAAGUGAAGCUACCAUCACAGUUCAUGUGCAUUUUUGCUCAACAACUUUUUUGGUUUCUAUUUAUUGUAAUCUGAAGAAGAGAGUUAUGCUUCCACGUGCAUCACUUAGAGCUCCACAUCCGGUGCAGUUUGUCCUUCAAUGUGUUGAACAUUUAUCUUGUUUAUUUAUUCCAGUGUCAUAACCCAAGUCUUCAAUAAUAAAGUCCUUAUGGUUUCAUACUCCACAGAGA